This is a messenger RNA of Catharus ustulatus (Swainson's thrush), 3636 nucleotides long. Its product is annotated as serine/threonine-protein kinase PAK 1-like. Gene Ontology annotation, cellular component: cytoplasm. Bases 1900 to 2313 code for a protein of 137 amino acids. Gene Ontology annotation, biological process: regulation of MAPK cascade; regulation of axonogenesis; regulation of actin cytoskeleton organization. The transcript has 8 exons. The record is from RefSeq and is a predicted model, not a curated record. Lineage: Eukaryota; Metazoa; Chordata; Aves; Passeriformes; Turdidae. Gene Ontology annotation, molecular function: protein serine/threonine kinase activity; ATP binding.
AGCAAGCUGGGAGCUGGGCCUGCUGCAGUCCAGCACCAGCCUGCUUGGAUGAGUGACAGUACGGUCCAGGCUCUUUGCAACAGCAGCAGUGUCCAGAGGAUCCCUGGCUGUCACCUCCAGUUCCAUGUCAGAGCUCUUAAGCAGAGAAAAUGGGCUUGCUCGGUGCUUGAAGCCAUGAUGGAAUUUCUCUUCUACAAGAGAGUGCAGUCUGCUCUGAUUGGCCCCUUGUACUUGAAGCUGACCAACUUAGAAUCCAGACGAUUUCUCCUUAGUGCAUCCGGGUCUAGAGCUGAACAGAAAGAAUGUUGCCUGUCCCUCAUGUUGCUGUCUGUCCGCAGAGCCCAAAACCAACCUGCGAACCUCCUCUGGCUGCAUGUCUUCCUGAGGAAGAGGCCAAAGGGGAGGAAGAUGCCCAGCAAGCUGCAACUGCUGCCACUGUGGGGCCUGAGCAUCCAGCAUCAAGCAAAAGGGCAGUGCCAGCACCUGCUCUGGCUGCCUCUGUAGGCGAGGCAGAGGCUGAAGAGGAGGAAGGUGCCAAUGAACCUGUCCCUGCUGCCAGCCCACAGCCUGAGCAGCCAGCAUCAAGCUCUGCCUCCUGUGUUGUGGCACCUGCACGAGCUGCAGCUGCAGACUCUGAAGAAGCCUGCAGUGCCCAAGCUGGAAACUCAAGCACCAGCAGCUCGGCUACCUGGAGCACAAGUAGCUCCUCUGGCAGUGCAGAGCAGCUGCCAGAGAGGACAGAGGAGGAGUGGCUGGCCAUGCUGAGUAUGUCCUUUGUGGUGCCUGUGUGCUGGAGCAGUGCCUGUGUGUGCGUGUGUCAGCAUGAGCUGUCCCACCUGCUGCUCCUCCUUCGGCUGAGUGUUGGCUGCUGUGGCUCCACACAGGAGCUGCUGUUGUGUUUGAGGUGGUGAAGGAAGAGCGGGCUCUUGCUCCUGCCCUUCUCACAGGGCAGCCUGGCCUGCUUUGGCUUUGCCUGAGCUUGCCUCAGUUCAAAAAGCAAAUCAGAGCUUGUUUUGGGCUGAGCAGCAGGCUGUGACUUUGUGAGCGCGUCGGCCUCAGGGAGCUCCUGUGGGGCCCAGCUCCUGUGUGCCACAGCCAAGAUCACCUUCGGAACCAACCUGUCCUAAAGGCUCAGGGACCUCAUUGCUAAGGCCAUCGCAGUAACUUCUAACAUCAGCUGCUGCUCUUGAAAGCCAGAAAGGCAUUGUUUAGGCAAUGUUCUGCUUAAAGUUGGAGAUGGCACCUCUGCUGGAAGCAGUUGGUGCUGUUCUUCCGGUUCUGGAAAGGGAAGCUGUUGGUAAAAACGGAUUCCAGAUGCCAAGGUGCCCUUGUGGUUUACAAGGAUCCAAGCUUUCCUUGAAUGCCACAGAGUGUUCAUUGCCAAGAACAGAAAUGUUUUGUUUUUAUACACAGCAGUGACUUCUCUUGCUUACGCUUUGCUGAUCCCUGUAUCCUCUGACUGUUUCUCCAUGUGCUUAGAUUUUAGUUGAGACUUUUAGUUUUGUGCAGGCCAUGUUUGCUGCAGAGCUGCGUGUCUUGCUGCUGUUGUUUUGCUGAUGGUGGUGGUGGUGGUGGUGAAGCGGUAAUGGUGUUGUUGUUUGUCAACGGAGUGAGCUGAAAGGGCCCGGUGUGCCCGAGAGUGGGGCUACCUUUCUGAUCUGCUGCAGAAUGGAGUCUCUGUUUUGAAGUGAGCAUCUUUCCUUUGGAUUUUGACAGGGAUGCUGGUGAGCAAAGGCAAUCCAGAGGCUAAAUAUACAGACCUGGAAACAAUUGGCAAAGGGGGUUUCGGCACUGUGUGCACGGCAGUGGACACUGCCACAGGAGAAAAGGUGGCCAUAAAGAUAAUCAGUCUCCUGCAAGACUAACAGCAACAAACUAUGUGUGAAGGAAAUCCAGGUCAUGCGUGACAAUAAGAACAACAACAUAGUGAACUACGUAGACAGCUACCUGGUGCACGGGGAACUCUGGCUUGUGAUGGAAUACAUGGACGGAGGUUCCUUAUACGAUGUCAUCACAGAGGCCAGCAUGGAAGAAGGAGAGAUAGCAGUUGUCUCUCGGGAGUGCCUGCAAGGCCUGGCUUUCCUUCACUCCAAGCAAGUCAUCCACCGAGACAUCAAAAGCCACAACAUUCUCCUGGGCUUGGACGGAUCUGUCAAGUUGGCUGAUUUUGGUCUUGCUGCUCAGCUGACGGCUGAGCAGAGCAAACGGAGAUCAGCUGUCGGCACGACAUACUGGAUGGCGCCAGAAAUUUUCACCAGGAAGCCCUACUGGCCCCAAAGUGGACAUCUGGUCCUUUGGCAUCGUGGGCUUUGAGAUGGUGGAAGGAGUGCCUCCUUACGGGAUGGAAAGCUCCUGCACGGUGCGCUGCAACUUCUCUCCCACUUCCUCCUGUCACUCUAAGCAAAUCUGCCCCCAUUCUUCUGCCUGGGAAGCUUGGUAACACCUGAAGGCCAUAGUUUGUGGGCUGCAUAGUCUCUUGUGCUUCUUGCCCUGUUUUUUCCCCUUGCCAGUUGAAUUGUGAAGAGCCCUUAAAAAUGAUGAUGCCCUUUGCUCGAUGGAAGCUUUGCCUUAAGGGAGCAGUGAGUAGCGCUGAGCUGCACUGUUUGGAAGAAUCCUUGGGAAUAGCAGAGUAAGACCAAAGUCCCUCUUCCAAAUGGGCUGUAGAGCUGGUGUCAGUCCUCACAGAAGCAAAGUGUGCUUUUGCUGAUGGAGUUGCUCCUAUUUCCCUCAGCCAAUUGAAUCAGGGCUCAAGGCAGGAGCCUUUGCACAUUGAACUGGUUUUGGUUUCUUCUGGCUUUGGGUUCUCUUUGUUGGGGUAGGAAAGGCACCCGCCACCCUCUGGCAGGGAGGAAAGUGCCACUGGAGAGUAGGAGCUUGUCCAGUGGGGUGUGGCUGGGCAGUUUUGGGUGCGAAGGAGACAGGUAGAGUGUGGCGUUGCCUUCUUCUCUAGUUUCAACAGCUGAUAAUCACCAGGGGCACCCCAAAGCUGCGGACACCCAGGCAGCAGUCCGCUUGGCUGCGAGACUUUCUGCACUGCUGCCUGGAGAUAGACGAGGACAGGCGCUGGUCUGCCCAGGAACUUCUGCAGGUAAAAGGCAAAGUGGCUGCAGGCUGUGCCAGCUGCCCGCUGCCAGGGGCUCCUCCUCUGCUCAAGUGUGCGGCAUCAGAUGGGCCCUGCUCCAAAGAAUCUCCAGUCUGGGGGCUUUUCAAAGGAAAAGCAAGGAGAGUGCUGGCCUGCCAUGGCUUGGGAGGAGCCUUUCAAGGUCACCUGGACCAAAUCUCCUGAAGCUGAAGACAUCUGGCUUCAUGCGUUUGUGGGAUUGUGAGCCACGUUGGCCUGUGCUAGCAGGGCCCUGGACGUGGAGACAGAGGUGCAGAGAAUGCCCUCAUUUCUGUACCUUUCUGGCAGGCAGAGAAAGGCUGUAUCAGCCUAUGAGGGAAGUAGAAGUUCAUUUCUUCUUUUUCUCUUUGGGCAGCAUCCGUUUGUAACCUCAGCCAAGCCGACCUCCAGCCUGACACCUUUGAUCAUGGAAGUGCAUCAGUAUCUGGCCAACAGAGAUACCAGUCCUGCAAGAGGCCAUUGUUGUUGGUAAUUUCUUUAGAUUGAUAGUCCAAAUAAAUACUAUAAAACCUUCA